Amblyraja radiata (thorny skate) is the source of this 2582-nucleotide messenger RNA. It is a transcript of the gene tpra1, whose product is annotated as transmembrane protein, adipocyte asscociated 1. The transcript has 12 exons. Gene Ontology annotation, biological process: G protein-coupled receptor signaling pathway. NCBI's taxonomy places the organism in Eukaryota, Metazoa, Chordata, Chondrichthyes, Rajiformes, Rajidae. Bases 730 to 1887 code for a protein of 385 amino acids. The record is from RefSeq and is a predicted model, not a curated record. Gene Ontology annotation, molecular function: G protein-coupled receptor activity. Gene Ontology annotation, cellular component: plasma membrane.
UGAGCUGACGUCAGCAAACGCCGCCGCGCGCGGGAGUCAGGGAGCGUCGGAGGACGACGGGACCAGCAAAUCUGCAGCUUACAAUGUGUGAUAAAUCCCACCUAGUAAAUAUCGCCAACCCGGUUAAAUCAGUCCAAGGACAAAAAGAAAGAACAAAAUGUCAAUGAAAAAUAGGAAAAGACAAGAUAAACGGGUUAACGACCUUGGUCCCGCUCCCGCGAUGCAGCUGUUGGCUGUUGGUCGGUGACGCCAGAGCCGCCUCAUGCAUUGAUUGGGUGGCCGAGCUGUCGAUUACGCUGCAGGGAAUGCAGAUGAUGGAAUCUGGAGCAAAAAAAAAAAAGAAACGAUCUGCGGAAGGAACUCAACUGGCCGAGCACCUCCUCCAGCAGUUUGUGGGGUUUUUUUUCUGAGUUCUCUUUUGCGCCGUAUAAUUCAACGAGAGGUUUGAAACUUUUCCCCAAUUCGCUUCGUCGGCUCUGCAGUCGCGCACUUUGGAGACAGUCCCAACGAUGUGGACGGUGCGGGGAGGAAGUGGCGGUCCAGCAGGAAACUGUGCGGAGUUUGUGUUGGAAGAAGGUUCCAGUCAGGUGAUUUGCUGACCCUGCACAAGUCCACAAUGCAGCCAGAGAGAGGGAGAGCGACAGACAUGACGUUCCUGCAGUGUGGGAGCCGGUCGCUAAUUUAAGUGUAAAUUUCCCUGCAGUAACGCCGCGAUCUGGUUAAGCCGAAAUGAAGUCGGUAUCGUCUGUGGUGAGGUUUGCAGAUUACAGCAACUCCACAGCCGCCGUGCCUGAAAAUUCCACCAUGUCUACGGGCAUCACCUCCGCAGCUCCGAUACCUUGGUGGAUCUCCACGGCAACCACUGGCACGGCGGCCAAUGUCACCCAGCCACACCAGUGCCUCAUCGUGCUCUAUGAAGACAUUGGUGAAUCACGGGUUCGCUUCUGGGACGUCUUCCUCCUGAUCCCCAAUGUGCUUUUCUUUGCGUUUUUGCUCUGGAAGCUUCCGUCGGCUCGAGCAAAGAUCCGGGCUUCGUCGAGCCCCAUCUUCACCACGUUCUACAUACUGGUAUUUGUCGUGGCAACGGUAGGAAUCACACGCGCUGUGGUGUCCAUGACAGUCAGUGCAUCCAAUGUCGCCAUAGUAACAGAUAAGAUCCUUUGGGAGAUAUCGCGAUUCUUUUUGUUGGCGACAGAGCUGAGUGUGGUAAUACUCGGCCUGGCCUUUGGGCACCUUGAAAGUAACUCCAGCAUCAAGCGGGUGUUGAGUAUAACGACUGUACUUGCCCUCGCUUACUCGAUAACACAGGGAACUCUGGAGAUCUUGUAUCCUGAUGCACAUCUGUCUUCUGAGGACUUCAAUGUCUAUGGUCACGGAGGUCGUCACUUCUGGCUAGCCAGUUCGUGUUUCUUCUUUCUGGUUUACUCGACGAUUGUUAUUCUUCCAAAAACUCCUUUACGGGAGAGAAUCUCCUUGCCCUCCAAGAAAAGCUUCUAUGUGUAUGCGGGGACGUUGUCGGUGUUGAACCUGAUCCAGGGGCUCGGCAGUGCGCUGCUCUGCUCCAACGUGAUAGCGGGACUCUGCUGUGUGGACAUCACAACAUUCCUGUACUUCAGCCUGUUUGCUCCACUGAUGUAUGUAACAUUCCUGAAAGGAUUCUUUGGCUCGGAGCCCAAGAUCCUGUUCUCCUACAAGUCACAGGUGGAUGAGCCGGAUGACGUGGAUGUUCACCUCCCCCAGACCCACUCGGGCUCGAGGAAGGAGGUGGCGGAGCCCGGCCCCUACUCCAACACGCAGAUCGACGGCUCAGCUGCCUACCUGGAUGAUCUGACAGUCGGCAGCAUCAACAGCGUCGACAGUGACCGCUGGAAAGUGAUGAACGCUUGAGCGAGCGAGCGGGCGGGAUGGGCAGAUGGAUCGGCGGCAACUCACACUCCCCCCCCCCCCCCUCCACGCUGCACCUCCCCUUCCCACCUCCCAAAACCUCAGCCACCAAAUGCACGGACUACAGGGGUUGUAUAAACCCCACCGCUCUCCCUCUGCAGACAAGCCCAUCACUCCUUCUCUCCCCCACUGCACCACAUCUCCUUGCUGGUUUUACACUUCACUCCACGUGCCUCCCCCCCUCUCUCCCCACAAACAUCAGACUAUUCCGCACCCUCCCAGCAGGGUACCGUUGUCUUCAGUAUUAUUCCAGGCCGGAGGAGAUGGGUUGGUUUCUCUGCCUCUCACACAAAAAGAAACUUUCAGGGAGCAAAGUUUGAAAGCGGAACCUUGCCUUCUUACCCUCUCCUCCUCUCCCCCAGAAAUUAGUCGCAUUCGGACUCCGCUGCCCCGUAUCCAUGCACAGUUUAAGUUUCCAGUCUGUCUGCUGGGCCAUGGAAGAAAGAGGAGAGUGAAUCUCCCCCGACAAAGUAUUCAGACUUUUCUUCUCGCAUCACUGGGUUUCCUGGGGAGUUUAUUGGCGCAGACGACAUUGGUGAACGGUUCCCGUGUCCAACGCGACAUCCUCGAGGGCAAGCUCAGAUGCUGUUUUUUGAAGGAUUGAGGGUGUUCAAUAAUAAAAAGAAACUUAUUUUUAA